Messenger RNA from Prinia subflava (tawny-flanked prinia), 18495 nucleotides. It is a transcript of the gene KMT2D, whose product is annotated as lysine methyltransferase 2D. Gene Ontology annotation, cellular component: nucleus; MLL3/4 complex. Gene Ontology annotation, biological process: positive regulation of transcription by RNA polymerase II. Lineage: Eukaryota; Metazoa; Chordata; Aves; Passeriformes; Cisticolidae. Gene Ontology annotation, molecular function: transcription coactivator activity; histone H3K4 methyltransferase activity; histone binding. The record is from RefSeq and is a predicted model, not a curated record.
GGGCGGGGGCGGGCGGCGGGACCUACUUUCCUCUGGAAAUGGCCGCGCCGGGGAGCACCGAACGCCCCGCGCCCCGAGACCCGUCGGCGUAGGGCGGCCGCGGGGCUGUGGCCCCCCAGGAACGCCGGAGGCAGGAUGGACGAACAGAAGGUGCCCAGUGAGGAGAAGGAUGCAGCCGCGCCAGCCGAUGGGGUCAUGGCCUCGGAGGAGAUGGGCAGCGCUGAGGGGGACCCCCUGAAACCCCCCGAAGGAGCCUCUGCGGGGCCAGAGCCGGACAGCGCGGGCAUGGAGGGACCUCCCGAGGCUGCCAGCCCGCUGGGCCGCCGCUGUGCCCUCUGCAACUGUGGGGACUGGAGCCUACACGGGCAGCGGGAGCUGCAGCGCUUCGAGCCGGUGCCCGACUGGCCCGAGCGGCUGGUGGGCCACGAGCCCCCCGAUGGGCCUGGCCAGCCUCCCCCAGGGCCCAGCCAGCUCCCCCCAGAGCCAGAGCUGGCGGGUGACCUGGCACAGAUCGGCUUCUCCGAGGGGGUGACCCCAGCGCAGCUCUUCGAGCCGACAGGGCACUGCUGGGUGCACCACUGGUGCGCGGCCUGGGCAGCUGGAGCGGGGCCAGAGGCGGGCGGCGUGGCCAGAGCUGUUUUCUCAGGGAUCUCACAGAAAUGUGAAUGCUGCGGGCGGGCGGGGGCCACCAUCCCGUGCCGGGCGGCCGCCGGCUGCUCCCGCCUCUACCACUUCCCCUGCGCCGCCGCCAGCGGCUGCUUCCAGUCCAUGAAGACCCUGCGGCUGCUCUGCCCCGAGCACGUGGCUGAGGCCGUGGACACGGAGGACGCGCGGUGCUCGGCGUGCGGUGGGCUGGGCGACCUGCGGGACCUGGUGUUGUGCACCAGCUGCGGGCAGCACUUCCACGGGGCCUGCUUGGACAUCUCCCUGACGCCCCGCAAGCGCUCGGGCUGGCAGUGCCCCCAGUGCAAAGUGUGCCAAACCUGCAGGCAGCCCGGCCGGGACUCGGCCAUGCUGGUGUGCGAGGCGUGUGACAAGGGCUACCACACCUCCUGCAUGGAGCCAGCCACCCCGGGCCUCCCCGGCGGCUCCUGGAAAUGCAAGAACUGCUGGGUCUGCUCAGACUGUGGCCAGCACCCCGUGGGGUUUGACUCCAGCUGCCAGUGGUCCCCGGGGUCUGCAGUGUGCGGGGACUGCCAGCGGCGCCGUGCCACGGCCGAUGUCACCACGGCGCCACAGCACUCACCACAGCCCAGCCCGCCCGCCCAGACGUCAGAGUCGCCUGUCCCCAGUGAGCCGAUGGAUGCGCCUGUGCCCCCGCCUGAGCUGGAGCCUGUGCGGGGCGAUGAGGAGACACAACCACUCGUGGAACCCACCGAAGCACCCCCAGACCCCAAAGAGGCACCUCCAGACCCCAAAGAGGCACCUCCAGACCCCGAGGAGGCUCCCCCAGGCAAUGCUGAGUCUCCUCCUGGCGAGCUGGCCUCUGUGGAGGUGCCCCCCAGUGAGGAAACCCCUGAAGAACUGCCCACUGAUGAACUGCCCCUUGAUCAGCCUCCCCCCGACACGCAGCCCUCUGACGUUCAUCCUCCUGAUGUGCAGCCCCCUGAGGAGCCCCUUCCUCUCAUGCAGCCCCCCGAGGAGGAGCCCCCCUCCGAGGAGCUGCCCCUCGAGACACCCUCCCUUGCUGAUGUCACCAUCCCUGACAGACCCUGCCCUGAAGAGUUGCCCCCCAGUGAACCACCCCAUAACGAGCUGCCCCUCGACAUCGCUCCCCUCACCGAGCUGCCCCCUGAGAAACCAGCGUUUGAAAAGUCACCCCCCCACGAGCUGCCCCCUGAAGUACAGCCCAUUGACAAAUCACCCCCUCAUGAGCUGCCCCACAACAGGUCACCCCCAAAACCUCCCCUGGAGGUGCCACCCCUGGAGGAGCCACCCCUGGAGGUGCCACCCCUUGAGGAACCCUCCCUGGAGGAGCCACCCCUGGAGGAGCCACCCCUCGGGGAAACACCCCUUGAGGAGCCACUCCUUGAGGAGCUGCCCCUCGAGGAGCUUCCCCUUGAGGAGCUGCCCCUCAACAAGCCACCCCUUGAGGAGCUGCCCCUUGAGGAGCUGCCCCUUGAGGAGCCACCCCUCAACGAGCCACCACCCGAGGAGCUGCCUCUUGAGGAACCACCCCUUGAGGAGUUGCCCCCCGAGGAGCUGCCCCCCAGUGAACAACCCCCCAAUGAGCUGCUCCCCAAGGAACCUCCUCCCGAAGCUCUGUCCCCCGAGAAGCUGAGCCCUGAAGAGCCCCCCCUUGUUGAGUUGCCCCCUGAAGAGCCAGUCCCCAGCGAGCUGCUCCCCGAGGAGGACCUGAAGCCACCAGGUCUCCUCCCCGAGGUGACAGUGGCAGAGGAAGCACCAGCCCUGGCUCCAGAGGUGCUCCCCGAGGAGGAGAUGGAGCUGGAGCCAGAGCCCUCCCUGCCCCCUGAGAUGACACCCCCACCCUCAGCUCCCCCAGCUCUCCGUGCCAUCUCACCCGCACGGACCCCAGCCCCCUCCCCUGAUGCCAAGGAGGACGAGGUGCUCGAGCCCCCCACCCCAGCCCUGCCUGAGCCCCCUGGCAGCCCUGGCACCGCCAUGGACACCGACCCCCCUGGCUCUCCACCGCCACCCCUGGGCUCCCCUGCUGUCACCCUGGCCCCCACUGAGCCACCUGAGGAUGAGGAGAUGGAGAUGGCCGGUGGCGAGGGGGAGUCCCCAGCCAGCCCCCCUGGAGACGCCCCCCACGGCAGCCCAGCCCCUGAGCUGGGGCCCUUCCCAGGCCUGCCUGAGGAGGAGGAGGAGGAGGAAGAAGAGGCGCCGAGGCUGGAGAGGGAGGGCACCAGCGGAAGCUCCCCGCCCCUCAGCGAGGAGGAUGCGCUGGAAGAAAGCCGGGCUGGGGGGGACCCCGAAGUCAAGGGGUCGCCUUCGGGGUCCCCCCUGCUCCUGGAGCAGGAGGAGCUGGGCCCUGAGACCCCCAUGGAGGUUUGCACUACCGGCGAGAAGCUGCUGGGCCACGGGGACGAGGUGUGCCCCGAGCCCCCCGCACUGCGCCCGCGCCCCGACAUCCUCAACGAGAUCUCCAACCUGAGCCAGGGGGACACCAGCAGCAGCUUCCCGGGCUCGGAGCCGCUGCUGGGGUCCCCAGACCCUGAGGGUGGGGGAUCGCUGUCCCCUGAGCUGGGCCCGGCCUCGGCUGACGCCAGCCUGCAGAAGGAGGACGCCGGGUCGCUGCCUCUGGGCGCCGAGACCGAUGACUCGCUGCUCUUUGAGCCAGCAGCCAAGGGUGACGGGGACAAGAGCCGGCGCCGCAGCUCCCCGGGGCGCUCCCGUGUCAAGCAGGGUCGCAGCAGCAGCUUCCCCGGGCGGAGACGCCCCCGAGGUGGGUCCCAUGGGGGCCGAGGCCGGGGCCGUGCGCGCCUGAAGUCGACAACGUCAUCUGUUGACACCUCAGCACUCGCUGACGUGGAGAGCUCGCCCAGCAAGGAGGAGGAUGAGGAUGAUGACGACACAAUGCAGAACACGGUUGUCCUCUUCUCCAACACUGACAAGUUUGUGCUCAUGCAGGACAUGUGCGUGGUGUGUGGCAGCUUCGGGCGUGGGGCCGAGGGGCACCUCCUUGCCUGCUCCCAGUGCUCCCAGUGCUACCACCCUUACUGCGUCAACAGCAAGAUCACCAAGGUGAUGCUGCUGAAGGGCUGGCGCUGCGUGGAGUGCAUCGUGUGCGAGGUGUGCGGCAAAGCCUCCGACCCCUCGCGCCUGCUGCUCUGCGACGACUGCGACAUCAGCUACCACACCUACUGCCUGGACCCGCCGCUGCAGACCGUGCCCAAGGGCGGCUGGAAGUGCAAAUGGUGCGUGUGCUGUGUGCAGUGCGGGGCCGCGUCCCCUGGCUUCCACUGCGAGUGGCAGAACAACUACACUCACUGCGCGCCCUGCGCCAGCCUCGUGGUGUGCCCCUUCUGCCGCGAGAAGUACGUGGAGGACGAUCUGCUCAUCCAGUGCCGGCACUGCGAUCGGUGGCUGCACGCCGCGUGCGACAGCCUCUUCACUGAGGAGGAGGUGGAGCAGGCUGCGGAUGAAGGCUUCGACUGCAGCGCCUGCCAGCCCUACGUGGUCAAACCUGCGCCCGCGCCUUCCGCAGAGAUGAUCAAAGCCAAGGAUCCAGAGCCCCAGUAUUUCCGCUUCGAGGGCGUGUGGCUGACGGAGACGGGCAUGGCCGUGCUGCGCAACCUGACCCUGUCGCCCCUGCACAAGCGGCGGCAGCGCAAGGGCCGCCCGGGCACCCUCAACGGGGAUGGGGGGCUGGAGGGGGGCGACCCCCUGGGCCCUGAGGACAAGAAGGACGGUGACCUGGACACCGACGAGCUGCUCAAAGCCGAGGUGGGUGUGGAGCACAUGGAGUGUGAGAUCAAGCUCGAGGCUCCGGCCAGCCCUGACCGCGACGCUGGAGCCGACGGGGACUCAGGGAAGGGGCUGGAGGACCCUGAGGAGUGCAAGAAGAGGAAGCGCAAACCGUACCGGCCUGGCAUCGGCGGGUUCAUGGUGCGGCAGCGCAAGUCCCACACGCGGCUCAAGAAGGUCUCAGCGGUGCUGCCGGACGUGGGGCGCGAGGGGCAGGGCACCGAGGGACACCCUGAGGAUGGGACUCCCGGUGAUGUCCCAGCCGAGGCUGGCCUGGAUCCAGGCUCAGGAGAGGGGGACGAGAAGAAAAAGCGCCGGGGACGGAAGAAGAGCAAGUUGGAGGACAUGUUCCCCCCGUACCUGCAGGAGGCGUUUUUUGGGAAGGCACUGAUGGACCUGAGCCGGAAGGCGCUGCUGGCAGCAGGAGGGGUGGGGGACGGGGCUGCCCGCCCCUCCUUGGGCCAGGGUGCCCCAAGGCCCAAGGGGGACCCCAACCUCACUGGGGCACUGCACGGGGGCACCGCGGACAGGAGGGAGACCCCCACCCACCCCCGAGGCGACGACAGCACUGACGGCAGCGCCGCCGCUCCCGAUGACGAUGGCAAGGACGACGCCAAGGCCGAGGACCUUGGGGCAGACGAGCCAAAGGAUUCCCCAGACCGCGGGGACAGUGAAAAACCAGCCACGCCGGGCGAGGGAGCGCUGAGCUCUGACCUCGACAAGAUCCCCACGGAAGAGCUGCCCAAGAUGGAGAGCAAAGACGUGCAGCAGCUCUUCAAGGACGUGCUGGGCUCGGCGGAGCGCGGGGAGCAGCCCCUGAACUGCGUGGCUGCGGGGAUGGAGGCCGGGCAGGACCCCAGCCGAGCACAGCGGCCAUUCCUGCAAGGAGACCUGCAGCUCUCCGGGCAGGGGAGCGCUUCCCUGGGCUCACUCUCUGGAUCCGUCUCCUUGGACUCAUACUCGGGGGUCUGCCAGUCCCCAUUCCUUGAUAACAGGGAGCGGAGCGGCUUCUUCAGCCCAGACCACUGCGAGCCUGAAAGCCCCUGGGCCAGCAGCUCAGCUGCCACCACCCCCUCGACCCCCACGACGCCCACGACGGAGGGCGAGGGCGAUGGGCUGUCCUACAACCAGCGCAGUUUGCAGCGCUGGGAGAAGGACGAGGAGCUGGGUGAGCUCUCCACCAUCUCCCCCGUCCUCUACGCCAACAUGAACUUCCCCAACCUCAAGCAGGAUUAUCCAGACUGGUCGAGCCGCUGCAAACAGAUCAUGAAGCUCUGGAGGAAAGUCCCUGCCACGGACAAAGCCCCGUAUUUGCAAAAGGCCAAAGAUAACCGGGCGGCUCAUCGCAUCAACAAGGUGCAGAAGCAGGCCGAGAGCCAGAUCAACAAGCAGACCAAAGGGGAGGGACUGCGCAAGCCUGAGAGGCCCUCGCUGCACCUGCGGAUCCCCGUGCCGCCAGGGGCACAGCCCGUCUACAUCAGCAGCCCCCCCGCCACCGGCGAGGGCUUCCUGAAGCCCCCCGCGGGUGCCGGAGGGGGCCCGGAGUCUCCCAGCGAGCUCUUCCUCAAGCUCCCACCCCAGUCCCCUGCCCAAGUGCCUUCGCACGAUCCCUACGGCGCGGCCCCCGCCUACGCGCUGGAGCCGCGCUUCCCCUCGCCCCUGGGCCAGAGCCCCACGUCGGCUGCUGCCUUCCAGCCCUUCCCUGGCCAGCCCCAGCCCCUCACAGCCCCCCGUGCUCCCCCCGAUUUCCACCCAACCCCACCUGGCACCCCCCGGCACCAACCUGGCACUCCUGACCCCUUCCUGAAGCCCCGGUGCCCUUCCUUGGACAACCUCUCAGUGCCAGGGAGUCCUGGGGCACGGCCUCCCGAGGCCCUGCUCUCUCCCCUGCCUUUCGGGGAGCAGAAGAAGGGUCUGGAAGUGAAGAAAGAGGAUGGGGGAAGCCUGGGGGUCUGCUCGCCCGGCUACACUUCUGCCAUGGGCUACGGGGACUCCCCAGGUGGCCCCCACCUCUCGGCUGCGGAGCUGAAGGCGGCCGACGUCUUCAAAGCCCCCAUGACCCCACGGGUCUCUCAGGUAGAGCCGCAGAGCCCGGGGCUGGGGCACCGGCCCCCCGACCCCCAUCCUCUGGCCCCCUCGCCCCCCGGCCACCCUGAUCUCUACCGUCAGUCUCCCUACCUAGACCCCUACUCGCAGCCCCCGCUGACGCCCCGGCUGCAGCCCCCCGAGGCCUGCUGCGCCCUCCCACCCCGCUCUCUGCCCUCCGAACCCUUCUCCCGCAUCCCCGCCAGCCCCCAGUCCCAAUCCAGCUCCCAGUCCCCUCUGACCCCCCGCCCUCUCUCCAACGAAGCCUUCUGCCAGUCCCCCGUCACCCCUCGCUUCCAGUCCCCGGAUCCCUACUCCCAACCGCCCUCCCGGCCGCAAUCCCGGGACCCCUUCACCCCCCUGCACAAACCCCCCCGUCCGCAGAUGCCGGAGCCGGGGUUCAAAUCAGUGGGGGCUGCUGGCGGAGGUUUCGGGGGCACCCCAGCAGGUGACCCCCACCCCAAGGCGCCGGUGGGGCCGCAGCCGCCCUUCGCCCGCUCGCCCGGUGCCAGCGUGUUCGCAGGGAGCCAGCCCCCCAUGCGCUUCACCUUCCCCCCGGCCGUCUCGGAGCCGCUCAAGGGCUCCCCGUCCCACCAGCCCCACGGGAUCAACAGCCAUUACAGCUCUGGCAAGCCCCAGAGCUCGGCCUACGCCUCGUCGCCCAGCUUCCACCAGGCCAGCAGCCCGCUGGGGCCUGGCACUGCCACCCCGGACUCGUACAGCCUCUCGCCCCUGCGGCCACCAUCGGUGCUGCCGCCGCAGCCCCCGGCACCCCCGCAGCAGCAGGACCCUUCUGGAACCUUCCUGCCCCGCGCUGCGCUGGGGCUGACGGCUGACAAGAGGGAGGAGGUGGCUGCGGGGCUCUCUGCACCCCCAAACCGGGACCUGGCAGAGCUGCCGGGGGGCCAGGACGGGGCUCUGGGCACCAUGAGCCAGUCGGAGCUGGAGAAGCAGCGGCAGCGCCAGCGGCUCCGGGAGCUGCUCAUCCGCCAGCAGAUCCAGCGGAACAGCCUUCGGCAGGAGAAGGAGAGCGCGGCUGCUGCCGCCUCCUCCUCACCAGCUGGCUGGGCCCCUGAGGCUGGCGGGCAGAGCUUCGAGCUGAGCCGGGGCAUGGCCCCGUAUCAACCAGCACAGGACAAGGCUCUCCUCGGGACUCUGGCCACAGCAGCCGGCGCUGGGAAGCUGCCCGGCUCCGUCAUGGUGCAGGCGGCGUUCGCGCAGGACGAGCGGCUCUCCCGGCCCCCGCCGGCGGCCACGCCAGCCAUGCUGGACAUCAGCGGGCGGGCGGCGGUGGGCCCCCCCCAGGCCUUCUACCCCCGUGGGGUCUUCCCGUCGCCAUCCGCGCAGCAGCAGCAGCAGCAGCAGCACCUCUGGCAGCAGCAGCAGCAGCAGCAGCAGCAACAAGCAGCCGUGGCGGCCCUGCGGCUCCCUGUCACCUCCCGCUUCGCCCCCCCGGCCGCUGCCACCCCCAUGGGCAGCCUGGGCACCCGCCUGCCCACCCCUGCUGAGGCCGUGCCCCCGUCACCGGCUGCCCUGGGCGCUCCCUUCAUCGAGCUGCGACACAACGUGCAGAAGGGACCCGGGGGUGUCGUGGGCUCUCCCUUUGCCCCCCAGCCACCCCGGCCUCGCUUCUUCAUGCCCGGGGAGGAGGGCACCCCGCAGGCCCUGUGCACUCCUGUCAUGCCCAUGCAGGCGCUGCCAUCUCAGAAGGUUCCAGCACCGCUGCCGCCUGCGUCCCCGCAGGGAGCUGAGAUGGGCAACAGCCACCAGCAGCCCCACGCCAAGGCAGCGCCGCCGCUGCCGGCGCCCACCCUGGAGCUGCAGCAGCACAUCCCCCCGCGCCCGCUGCCCUCCGGGGCCGCCCUCCGCCCCGAGGCUCCCAAGGACGGCCCCGCUGCAGACCCUGCACCGGCCCCAGGGAAAAGCCACCUGAGCCUGGAGGGCGGGCGGCUGCCCUGCGAGGUGCCCGUGGAGCCCGAUUUGGAUGAUGAUUUCGGCUCCCACAAGGACUUGGAAGAUGAUGAUGAUUUGGCCAACCUUAGCCUGGAUCCAGAUGUGGCCAAAGGGGAUGAUGACUUGGACAACUUGGACAACCUGGAGACAGCAGAUCCCCACCUUGAUGACCUGCUGAAUGGUGAUGAGUUCGACCUGCUGGCCUACACUGACCCCGAGCUGGACACGGGUGACAAGAAGGACAUCUUCAACGAGCACCUGCGCCUGGUCGAGUCGGCCAACGAGAAGGCUGAGCGGGAGGCCCAGCUCAAAACAGAACCAGCAGCGCCCACACUGAAGCUCCCUGACCCUGGGGACAGCAAAGAUGUGACCCCAUCUGCGGAGGAUCAGGAGGUGCCCAAGGAAGGACUGGUGUCUGGGAUGGCCUUGGGACUCUCUGCCUGCCCCACAGGUGCUGUGCUGGGCCCCGACCAGGCUUUCAAGGCACAGGGUACGGAGGUGAAGUCCAGCUCGCUGCCCACUGAUGUCAAGCCCAAGCUGGAGGACGGCUGCCUGAAGACCUCCCCCUGCCAGUUCACCACCCCUGGCCCCGAGCGCCUCCCGGUGCCGGUCAAGUCAGAAGCGCUGCAGGGCACGGAUAAAAUCUCUGCCUCCCUGGGGCUGAGCGUCAAACCUGGCCAGACCCUCCUGAGCUCCAGCGCCGGUCCCACUCGCCUUGGCCUGACUCAAUUCUCCAACAGUGGCCACGCUGGUGUCCCCGUGCUGGAGAAGGACCCCUACACCGGCCCUGGCCGUGGCCUUGCAACCACCCAGCUGGGUGGCCAGAGCAACCCCUUGCUGGAGAAAUUCGAGCUGGACAGCGGAGCCUUGGGGCUGGGCAGUGCCCGACACUCGCCAGCGGACGACUUGGACAAGAUGGAGAGCUCCUUGGUGGCCAGCGAGCUGCCCCUGCUCAUCGAGGACCUCCUGGAGCACGAGAAGAAGGAGCUGCAGAAGAAGCAGCAGAUGUCAGCCCACCUGCCCCGUGGCACCCCCCACCUCCCAGCCCCGGGGCACCCCAUGCUGCACACAGGAGCAUCCGGGCAGCCUCCCGAGGGGCAGCCACCCCGUCUGGGCACCCCACAGACACCCCUCCAGCUGGGGAUGGUGGCCCGGCCACCGCUGCUGCCACCACAGCCCCCCCGGCUCAACGCACCCCAGCAGGGCCCAGCUCUGGCCCCCCACAUGGGCAUGGGCUCUGGGCAGCCCCACGUGCUGUCGUCCCCCCACGGGGUGCAGGUGGCCCUGGGGCAGCCCCAGCAGAGCCAGCAGCAGGUGCUGGUGCAGAAACCGAUGGCCGGGGUGCAGCCCCCCAGCCUGGGCCUGAAGCCCCCCCAGCUCGUCAUGCAACAGCAGUUGGCCAACAGCUUCUUCCCAGACACAGAUCUGGACAAGUUUGCGGCCGAGGACAUCAUGGACCCCAUAGCCAAGGCCAAGAUGGUGGCACUGAAGGGCAUCAAGAAGGUGAUGGCUCAGGGCAGCAUUGGAGUGGCCCCAGGCAUGAACAGGCAACAGGUUUCCCUGCUGGCCCAGCGGCUCUCGGGGGGCCCGGCUGUCUCUGACAUGCAGAACCACUUGCUGGCAGGGGGUGGGCAGGAGCGGAGCGGCACAGACCCAACCCAGGCUCGCCCCAACCCACCCACCUUUGCACAGGGCGUCAUCAACGAGGCUGACCAGCGGCAGUACGAGGAGUGGCUGUUCCACACGCAGCAGCUGCUGCAGAUGCAGCUGAAGGUGCUGGAGGAGCAGAUCGGGGCGCACCGCAAGUCCCGCAAGGCGCUGUGUGCCAAGCAGCGCACGGCCAAGAAAGCCGGCCGGGAGUUCCCCGAGGCUGACGCCGAGAAGCUGAAGCUGGUGACGGAGCAGCAGAGCAAGAUCCAAAAGCAGCUGGACCAGGUGCGGAAGCAGCAGAAGGAGCACACCAACCUCAUGGCCGAGUACCGCAACAAGCAGCAGCAGCACCAGCACCAGGCCUCGGCCGUGAUGGCGCUGAGCCCCUCGCAGAGCCCCCGCCUCAUGUCCAAGCUGCCGGGACAGCUCCUGUCGGCACACGGCGUGCAGCAGCCCGGUGGAGCCCUGGUGGGAGCCCAGGGCCUCGGGCAGCAGCCGGGGCAGCCCGGGGGGCUGCGCCUGCCCCAGGGUGGCGUGUCCAUGCAGGGCCUGUCCUUCAUGGGGCAGCAGCCCGUGGGGAACGCCCCGGGACCCGGCUCCUCUGGUGCUUUCUUCAGCGGGAACCCCGCGCUGCGCGGGCUGGCCGCUGACAGCCGCCUGAUGCAGGAGAGGCAGCUCCAGAGGAUGCAGCUGGCGCAGAAAUUGCAGCAGCAGAACAUGCUGGGACAGGUGGCACUGCAGCAGCAGCCAGGUGUGAUGGGACAGGCGUCAAUGCAACAGCCAGGUGUGAUGGGACAGGUGUCGCUGCAGCAGCCGGGUGUGAUGGGACAGGCACCCAUGCAGCAGCAGGGCGUGAUGGGACAGACAUCAAUGCAGCAGCCGGGUGUGAUGGGACAGGCAGCCAUGCAGCAAUCAGGUGUGAUGGGACAGGCACCCAUGCAGCAAUCAGGUGUGAUGGGACAGACGUCGCUGCAGCAAUCAGGUGUGAUGGCACAAGCAUCGAUGCAGCAACAGGGCGUGAUGGGUCAAUCCUCCAUGCAGCAGCCGGGUGUGAUGGGGCAGGCGUCGCUGCAGCAGCCAGGUGUGAUGGCACAAGCAUCCAUGCAGCAGCCAGGUGUGAUGGGACAGACGUCGAUGCAGCAACAGGGUGUGAUGGGGCAGGCGUCCAUGCAACAGCCGGGUGUGAUGGGACAGAGCUCGAUGCAGCCACAGAGCAUCAUGGCACAGACGUCCAUGCAGCAGCCAGGUGUGAUGGGACAAGCUCCAAUGCAACAGGCAGGUGUGCUGGCCCAGACAUCGCUGCAGCAGCCAGGCAUGAUGGGCCAGGCAUCCAUGCAGCAGCCAGGCGUGCUGGGCCAGGCCCCAGUGCAGCAAACAACCGUGCCAGGGCAGCCAGGCCUGCUGGGGCAGCAGCAGCAGCAGCAGCAGCCCCCAGCCCCACCGCCCGGCGCAGGGGCUCAGCCCAUGGUGCCGAAGCAGCCGGGGCUGCUGGGCAGCCAGCAGAGCCUCCUGGUGCAGCAGCUCUCACCCCAGCAGCAGCCAGGCGUGCUGGGCCACGCACCAGGGCUGCAGCACCAGCCUGUGCUGGGCCACCCCCCACCCCAGCGCCAGGUUGUCCUGGCCCCCCACCAGCAGCGGGUGCUGGGCUCGCCCCAGCUGGCGCCGCAGACUCCGGGGAUGCUGAGCCACCGGCUCGUGCUAUCCCAGCAGCUGGGGCAGUCCCGGGCACUGCUGACCCCGCAGCAGCAGCAGCAGCAGCAGCAGAACUCAGCGGCUGCCCAGCCAGGUCUCCUGGGGCUGGGCCAGGGGCAGCCCUCGAUCCAGCACUUUCCGCAGCACGGGGCGGGGGGCCAGGCCCCCUCUGUGCUGCACCUGAGUCAGGGAAUGCAGCCGGCCCCGGCCGUCCUGGCUGCCAAGGACCAGCCCGCGGGGAUGGACGGCAGCGCCCUGCACGCCGAGGGCGGCGACAGCGGGGCGCAGCUGCACGGGGAGCAGCAGGGAGCCCUCAACCCCCCGGGGCUGGGGGAGCCCCCGGCCCCCAAACACCAGGCUGAGCUGGGGCAGGGCCAGCAGCUCCUCUUGACCUCCCCACAGCCGGGUGUGAUGCGGGCAGCCCCCGGGCAGGCAGGUGCCCUUCUUGCCCCAUCGCUGCAGAGCACUGGGGCUGUGCACCCCGAGCUGUCCCAGCAGCAUGGGGACACGGCCGGGGUGGCAGAGACAGCGCUGGGCUGUGGGACAGGCCCAGCACAGGCCAUGGUGCCGGCACUGCGGCCCCCAGAGCAGCCAGGCAAGGGGGUGGCAGGGGCCCUGCCAGGGCAGCCACAGCCCCCACGGCUCCAGAGCCCCGUUCAGCACAAAGUGGGGCCGGCGUCAGGCACGGCCACUCUCCCCCCGGCUCUCCUGGGGCAGGUGCCAGGGCCGGUGAUGGGCCAGAUCCGGGCACAGCUCCAGGGUGUCCUGGCCAAGAACCCGCAGCUGCGGCAUCUGACGCCGCAGCAGCAGCAGCAGCUCCAGGCGCUCCUGGUGCAGCGGCACCAGCAGAGCCUGCUGCAGCAGAACCAGGCACUACGGACCCCUGGCCCCUUCCCCGGGCAGGCCCCGGACUACAGCCUGCCUGCUACCCGCCAGCCCCCUCGUCCCAUGGGGCCCCUUUUCCAGCCCCGGCCGGGUGCCCCAGCAGAGGCACAGAGCAGCUCUGCCACCGAGCCGGGCCGGGUUCUGCCAGGGCAGCCCCCCCAGCAGCCCCUGGCUGAGCUGGUUCAGGCAGCUCUGGCUGCCCGUGGCCCCCAGCCCGGCCUCAUUCGCCUCCCCACGCCACCAGCCCCCUCGCCCCUGGGCUGUGCCCCCCAGCACCUGGCCAGCCCUGAGCAGAGCCCCCAAGAGCCAAAGAAGACGUCACCGGGGAUCCCGGCCUUGGCCCCCAGCCCUGCGGCACCCACGGAGCCGGGGCUGGCACCCACGCCAGGCACUGCCCUCCCUGACCCAGCACACGGCCCCUGGGACCCCGAGGUGCCUGGGGUGGACCCAGCUGACCCUGGUGAGACCCACAUCAACGGGGCUGUGCCAGAGGGGGCCCCUGCGGCGGGUGAAGCCCCCCAGGUGCUGGUGAAGCAGGAGCCGAAGGAGGAGGCAGCGGCAGUGGUGCAGUGUGAGGUGGAUGGAGACGAGACAGCAAAACCAGAGGCCAACGGGGACCCUGGGGACAGCCAAGCCAACAACCUGCUGGCCCCAGGUGGGCGCUCCGAGGCUGGGCACCUGCUGCUGCAGAAGCUGCUGCGGGCCAAGAAUGUGCAGCUCUCAGCGCAGAGCCCGGGCGAGCUCAAUGGGCACCUGGAGAACCGGAGCACCGGGACGGAGCCACGGCCGCAGUCACUGCUGCUGGGCCGGGAGGACCCCUCCAUCGCCAGGAAGCCAGCGCCCACCAAGCCUAAGCGGGUACAGAAAGGCAACGAGCGCAUGCCAGCGUCCCGCAAGAAGCUGCGGAAGGAUGAGGGGCUGCGUCCUGGUGAGGCCCUCAUGAAGCAGCUGAAGCAGGAGCUGUCGCUGCUGCCGCUGACGGAGCCGACCAUCAUGGCCAACUUCAGCCUCUUCGCACCGUUUGGCAGCAGCCCCAUCAACGGCAAGAGCCAACUCCGGGGCGCCUUCGGCAGCGCCGUGCUCGACAGCGUCCCCGACUACUACUCCCAGCUGCUCACUAAGAACAACCUCAGCAACCCACCCACGCCACCCUCCUCGCUGCCCCCCACACCCCCUCCCUCCGUGCAGCAGAAGAUGGUGAACGGUGUCACGGCCCCUGAAGAACUGGGGGAGCAGCCCAAGGACGCCGACCCAGCCCGCGAGCCCCACGGCCAGAAAGAUGCACCAGCUGUAGAGGUGAAGAGCCUGGACCUGCUGGCAGCGCUGCCCACCCCUCCACACAACCAGACUGAGGACGUCAGGAUGGAGAGCGACGACGAGAGCGACUCCCCCGACAGCAUCGUCCCUGCUUCAUCCCCCGAGAGCGUCCUGGGCGAGGAGCUGCUCCGCUUCCCGCUCCUCAGCGAGGCCAAGCCAGAGCUGGAGGAGCGUGUGCUGUCCCCCAUCAUCCCCAUCAUCCCCCGGGCCAGUAUCCCAGUGUUCCCCGACACUAAACCCUACGAGGUCACAGAGCCCUUUGGGGCUCCACCAGGGAAGGUGGGGGCAGCAGGCCCUGGAACCCCAUGGGAGAAGGGCAAGAGCAGCGAGGUCUCUGUCAUGCUGACGGUGUCUGCAGCAGCUGCCAAGAACCUCAACGGGGUGAUGGUGGCCAUGGCCGAGCUGCUGAGCAUGAAGAUCCCCAGCUCCUACGAGGUGCUGUUCCCCGACGGCCCCGUGCGAGCGGCUGUGGUUGAGGCCAAGAAGGUGGAGACUGACAUGGCCGGAAUGCUCGGAGGGAAGGAGAAGGCGCUGGCUGGGAAGGUUCCGGACAGCAGCUCGGAGUGGCUGAAGCAGUUCGAUGCGGUGCUGCCAGGGUACAGCCUCAAGGGCGAGCUGGACCUCCUGACACUGCUCAGACAGGAGAGCCCUGCUCCCGAGAAGACCCUUCACCACUGCUACGUCAACAAUGUCUCCAACCUGGACGUGCGGCAGCUCUCUGUGCUGCCCCAGGAGCCCUCGCCCCCGCUGUCCCCUUCUGUCCCCUCCCCAUCCAGCCCCGCUGAGCCCACCAGGGUCCCUGACCCUGAGGCGUCCCACGAGGCAGCCGCAGCUCCGUUGUCACCGCUGCCACCAGCCCCCUCGCCAGCCCCGCAGGAGGAAGGGGCCGCGGCCGCCCACUCCCCGCCCCGGUUCAAGCCGCGCUCGCGGCCGCCGGAGGACGGGGACGAGGCGAGGCCGCGGCUGAAGAAGUGGAAGGGGGUGCGCUGGAAACGGCUGCGCUUCCUCGUCACCAUCCAGAAAGGGGGGGCCAAGCACGACGGCGACAAGGAGAUCGCCGAGUUCAUCGACAAGCUGGGCACCACGCUGCGCCCCGAGAAGGUGCCGCAGGACCUGCGCAAGUGCUGCUUCUGUCACGAGGAGGGAGACGGCGCCACGGACGGGCCGGCCCGCCUGCUCAACCUUGACCUCGAUCUCUGGGUCCACCUGAACUGCGCCCUGUGGUCCACGGAGGUGUACGAGACUCAGGGAGGGGCCCUGAUCAACGUGGAGGUGGCGCUGCACCGCGGGCUCCUCACCAAGUGCUCCCUGUGCCAGAAAACCGGUGCCACCAACAGCUGCAACCGCAUCCGCUGCCCCAGCGUGUACCACUUCGCCUGCGCCAUCCGCGCCAAGUGCAUGUUCUUCAAGGACAAGACCAUGCUGUGUCCCCUGCACAAGCUCAAGGGGCCCUGCGAGCAGGAGCUCAGCAGCUUCACCGUGUUCCGCCGCGUCUACAUCGAGCGGGACGAGGUGAAGCAGAUCGCCAGCAUCAUCCAGCGCGGCGAGCGGCUCCACAUGUUCCGCGUGGGCGGCUUGGUCUUCCACGCCAUCGGGCAGCUGCUGCCACAUCAGAUGGCCGAUUUCCACAGCGUCACUGCCCUCUACCCCGUGGGCUACGAGGCCACGCGCAUCUACUGGAGCCUGCGGACCAACAACCGCCGCUGCUGCUACCGCUGCACCAUCUGCGAGAACAACGGGCGCCCCGAGUUCGUCGUGCAGGUCAUCGAGCAGGGCCUGGAGGAUCUUGUCUUCUCCGACUCGUCGCCACAAGCUGUCUGGAACCGGAUCAUCGAGCCGGUGGCGAUGAUGAGGAAGGAGGCCGACAUGCUGCGGCUCUUCCCCGAGUACCUGAAGGGCGAGGAGCUCUUCGGCCUCACGGUGCACGCGGUGCUGCGCAUCGCCGAGUCGCUGCCAGGCGUUGAGAGCUGCCAGAAUUAUCUGUUCCGCUACGGGCGCCACCCCCUGAUGGAGCUGCCGCUGAUGAUCAACCCCACCGGCUGCGCCCGCUCCGAGCCCAAGAUCCUCACCCACUACAAGCGGCCCCACACCCUGAACAGCACAAGCAUGUCCAAGGCCUACCAGAGCACGUUCACCGGCGAGACCAACACGCCCUACAGCAAACAGUUUGUGCACUCCAAAUCCUCCCAGUACCGGCGCCUGAAGACGGAGUGGAAGAACAACGUGUACCUGGCACGGUCCCGCAUCCAAGGGCUGGGGCUCUACGCGGCCAAGGACAUCGAGAAGCACACGAUGGUCAUCGAGUACAUCGGCACCAUCAUCCGAAAUGAGGUGGCCAACAGGCGGGAGAAGAUCUACGAGGAGCAGAACCGCGGCAUUUACAUGUUCCGCAUCAACAACGAGCACGUCAUUGACGCCACGCUGACGGGGGGCCCGGCCAGGUACAUCAACCACUCGUGUGCCCCGAACUGCGUGGCCGAAGUCGUGACCUUCGACAAGGAGGACAAGAUCAUCAUCAUCUCCAGCCGGCGCAUCCCCAAGGGGGAGGAGCUCACCUACGACUACCAGUUCGACUUCGAGGACGAUCAGCACAAGAUCCCCUGCCACUGUGGAGCUUGGAACUGCAGGAAGUGGAUGAAUUAACUGGGAAAAAGGGGCUGGGGGCUGCCACCCCCUCCUCAGAGACCUCGCCGAGCCCCCCAGGGCUGCAGGAGGUGCCAGGGGCUGCCGGGCGCUGAGGGAGAGCAGCGGCUGCGGCGCUGCCGGCCCUGCCCGAGCGGGACGGACGGACAGAUGAACUGGCAACUCAGGGUUUUCUUUGCUUCGUCCUGCGAGGAAAAAAGAAAAAAACAAAACAAAAAAAGGAGUGAGGGGGCUCAGAAACGCCCCCUUCACCACCCCCUGCCUGCCUCCCUCGUGGGGGAGUCACGGGGGAGCAGCGCCGGGCCCAGCGCGGCCGGAGCGAUUGUGCGGAGCCGGUCUGGAUAUAACGAUUAUUUUAUUUUAUUUUAUUUUUUUGUUUCCUUUUUUUGUUGUUGUUGUUUUAUGUUUCUUUUUUUUUUUUUCUUUUUUUUUUUUUUUUUUAGAAACUAAUAAUAUUUGCUCGCUAAUUACCAAGGUAACACAGACUCCUUGAGCUCGACAAUCCGGGCUCUGCCCCGCCCGGCGUGGCGGCCAGAGCUCGCUCGGUUCCUUUGAUCUCUUUUUUGUUUGUGCGUGUGGACGAGACCCCGGAGCGGCGGCGGGAUGCAGCCAAGACCCCGACAGACACAAGGAGCUUCUGCACCCAAACCUACCUCAUUUUAAGUGUUAGAUUUGUUUCUUUUUAUUUGUUGUUGUUUUUAAAUGUGAGCCCCCCUCCAUCCCAACCUUUCCCCUCCCUCUGAGAAGGGGGGGGGUCUUUCCUUCUCCCUCGGGCUCCAGAGGAUGCAGCUUCCCUGUGUCCCCCCUCCUUCAAGGUGUCCUGAGGAGGGGGACACGGGGACACCCCCUCCUUGUCCCCCCCCUCAGGAGGUCCCAGCCGUGCCAAGGUGUGAGGUGGGGAUGGGGGUGGGGGGACCCCAGACCCUCUCCCCCAGCUCUGGUGGGGGGCUGGGGGCGCUGGGUGGGGACCCCUCCUUCUCACACGAGGCCCCCACGGCUGGAGGGGCUGGGUGGAGCCCCCCCCUCCCCGCUCCCCCUUGGCCCUCCCAGCCGGGGCUGCACUGGAGGGGGAAGGUUAUUUAUCUAUUUAUACCUUAUAUUGUAUAUACUAGACGGGGCUGGGGGGGGGGCUCUUUGUGCUCUGCUGGGCUGAGAUUUGGGGGUGCAGGGGCGAAACGGGGGGGGGUUGGUUUCAAACCCAGUCUCCGAGGGUGGUGCAGGGGGUGUGGGGAGAGGGGGUCUCCUCUCUCUGAAACCCCCCUGCCAGGCAGGGGCGGCCUCGGAGAGCGAAGCAGCGAGUGGGCAUUAACACCCCCGGCCCCCCAACCCACCCCGGGGUCCCUGCCCGCCCCCUCCCCACUCCGGGGGAGGACCCCGGGGGGCGCCGGGAUCUCUUAACGCACAAACACGGCGCAAGGGAGGGAUGGAGGGAGGGAAGGAGGGACCCUCCUGCUCCUGGAGGAUGGAGGGGAGAGGGGGUCUGACGGGGGGUGCUGCCCCCUCCCCGCCCCGGUGCAGUGGGGGCCGGGGCCGAUCUUGAAAAGCUGCUUCCGCAAACUCGUCAAAGCUGCAAAAAAAAAAAAAAUUAAAAAAAAAAAAAAAAAAAAAUCCCGACAAAAACAAAAAAGGUUUAAGGUAAAAAGGUUUAAAAAAAAGAAAAUAAUAAAAUUAAAAAAAAAAAAAAAAGGAAAAGCGCGAGUGGGGGGGAUGAGAAAGUUUUAACAGAAAAUAUACGAGAAAUUUAACUUUCAGAGGUGUACAUAGGCCGGGGCGUGUAGAAAUCCCGUUUUUACCAAUACCGGAACCACUGGAUGUUAUUUUAAAUAAAGCGCGUGAGAAGCC